UUUUGCCUUCAUACCGAAAGCUGUCACUUCAUUCAUAUGGUUCUUGUUCACAACGUGGGGCAUUCUUUAAACAAAGUUUUCGUCUGGGAGUUUUGAAUUAAAAAUGGGUAAAGACCGCAACAGGGGACGCCGGCAUCAUUUUUCUGGCCCGUAUAACAAGAAUAAUUGGCGCGGCAAGCAGCGAGACCGCACCAUCUACAAUGGACCCGCACGCAACAGGACACCUCCACAGCAGAAAGUCACACUCCGCGAGGACCAGGUGGCCAUCACAGAGUUCACCAAUCCCGAGGCGCCUGGUUUUACCGGCAUUCUGAAGUCGCGCUUCUCCGAUUUCCACGUGAACGAGAUCGACACCGAGGGCAAGGUCUUGGAACUCAACGAUCUUAACGUACCGAAGGUGGCCAUCGAGCCUGUGGAUCCUCAGGAUUUGGAAAAGUGGAAAAAGGAACUGGAGGGCGUAAUUGGAGCUGAAGUCUGGCAGGAUAUCGCCAAUCUGGCCGAGAAAAAAUACGACGCUACAGCUGAGCAGAAGGUGGAGAUCGAUGUGAGCAGCCUGGACAAGGAGAAGCGCACACAAGUCCACCAGCUGGUCAAGCAGCUCUACAAAGGCAAACUGGUGUCCACCACCAUUGGACAGCAACAAUUGAAGCCCACGUCCGACGAAAAGCCUUCAGAGGCAGCGGAGGAGAAGAAAACAAUUCGCAUUUUAAAACCAAAACCAGGAAGGGGCGACAAUCGAUGGAGCUUCCCCGGAGAGUAUGUGACGUUUCUGGUGCACAAAACCAAUAUGGACACUGUCGAAGUGGUCUCUACGCUGGCUUCGAGAUUAAACUUACGUCCCUCUCAGGUUAAUUACUGUGGAACCAAAGACAAGCGCGCCAAAACAACACAAAACUUCUCAAUAAGACGCCGCUCCCCUGACAGUAUUCUGGGAGCUUCGCGUUGCCUCCGGGACGUGCAUGUCGGCAACUUUGGCUUCAGAAGUACUACUCUUAAGCUAGGCGAUCUGCAGGGCAAUCGCUUCCGUAUUGCAUUACGUCAUAUAGCUCGAGAUAAGCGUCCUGACAUCGAGACUACUUUAGAGUCAGUGAAGGAACGCGGAUUCAUCAACUAUUAUGGAUUGCAGCGUUUUGGGAACAGUGCCAGUGUACCCACAUACGAAGUAGGCGUGGCGCUUCUCAAAUGCGACUACAAGCUGGCAUGCGAACUGAUUCUGAAGCCCCGCGACACGGACGUGGAGUUCCUGCGUCCCAUUCGCGAGGAGUGGUGGGAGAAGCGCGACUCGGCCGCGGCAGCUGCAAAGAUCUACUCCGACAAGUUCAUCGAGAAGAAGCUCCUGGACGGAUUGGCCAAGUUCGGCGAGGCGCAGUACUCCACUGCUCUCAGGCAGAUUCCUCGCAACAUGCUAAUGCUCUAUCCCCAUGCCUACCAGAGCUACAUUUUCAACAGGAUUGCAUCGAAAAGGAUUAAGGAGUUUGGCUUGAAGCUAAUCCCUGGAGAUUUGGUUUAUGUGGAGGACCUACCACCACAGCAAGAGGAGAAGGAAAAACUGAAUGAGGAGGAAGUCGCAGGGGAAUCUGCCGAUGACGUUUCAGAAACUACGCCAGAUGCUGCCGAAGAGGAUGCCGAGGAAGAGGAGUCUAUUUUUAAACGAAAAGUUCGGCCACUGACGGAAGAUGACAUCGCCAGCGGGCAGUUUAAAAUAUCUGAUGUGGUGCUGCCUCUGCCAGGACAUGACAUUACUUAUCCUGGCAACCAGUGCCGAGAAUGGUACGACGAGAUGCUCGCCGAAGUAGGCCUCACCUCGGAGCUGCUCAAACAUAAAGAGAAGACUUACUCUCUGGGUGGAGCUUAUCGCAAGCUGAUCAUUCAACCCAGUGAUCUCAAAUGGAGCUUUCGCCUGUACAACACGCCCGAGGAUACGCUCAUAGCCUCCGACUGGGAGCGCCUGCGAAACAUUCCCAUAACCGAGGAACCCAAAGAGGAGGAGGCCAAAUUCAUGGCCCUGCUUUUGGAAUUUUCCCUGCCUACAGCCGCCUAUGCUACCAUGUUUUUGAGGGAGCUAUUCAAAAAGGAUACCUCGACGGCGAUUCAAAUGCAUUUGGAAUGGGAGGCGAUGAAGGCGACCAAGAAAGAGGAUGUGCCGGACGAGACGGCGGCUAAGGAGGCAAAGGGCGAAGUGGAGGAGAAGGAAGAGGAGGAGCCAGUGGAGAAGAUGAGGAAGUUGGAGGCGAAGGCGGAGGCAGAGGCAGAGGUGGUGGAGACCAACUGAGUGCUAGGCCAAAAAUCAAUAUGCUCGGCCAAAUCAAUUUAACGCGCGCUUCGUAUAUAACUUCAGACCAAGACCAAGACCAAAAACCCAAAACCAACCACAACAAUAACAAUGCGCACGUGAGGGCGAGGGCUGCUCCGGACUGCUUGCUCUCUUCGAGAAUCAUUCUCUCCCGCUGGCGGGCUGCUAUCCAUACACUCUCACGCCGCGCCGUGGAAGGUCCUGUCUUGAAAUUGCAGCCACUAUUUCAUUCGUUCGGUGGCAAGCGACGCGAAAGCUUGAAGCGACGUGCUGCGCAGUUUUCCCAGCUCGACCACAAAAAGCCAAGUCUCACGGUGUUUUAGCCAAAUGUUGUCAAUGAGGAGCAAUAAUAAAUAGUUGAGUUAAUCCCACAACCUA
Messenger RNA from Drosophila ananassae, 2671 nucleotides. It is a transcript of the gene Pus7, whose product is annotated as pseudouridylate synthase 7 homolog. The coding region runs from base 104 to 2272 and encodes 722 amino acids. Gene Ontology annotation, molecular function: RNA binding; pseudouridine synthase activity. The transcript is spliced from 4 exons. Gene Ontology annotation, cellular component: nucleus. Gene Ontology annotation, biological process: pseudouridine synthesis. The record is from RefSeq and is a predicted model, not a curated record. NCBI's taxonomy places the organism in Eukaryota, Metazoa, Arthropoda, Insecta, Diptera, Drosophilidae.